AUGCUCAAGUCCGUGGCCUUGUCUGCAGGCCUCAUCGCGGGCGCCAAUGCCUUUUGGCGUAUGGAAUGCCCUGGACGUGUUGGCCUUGCUCGAAUUGACCCCAUUGUCAACCCAGAUGAGGCCUCGCCUCAUGCACACUCUAUUCAUGGAUCCAGUGGCUUCUCAGAGGGUGCUAAAACCUCUGAUCUACUUGCGGGCGACUGCACUUCGUGCCGUGUUACUCAAGACAAGUCUGCCUACUGGACUCCAAGUCUCUACUUCCAAGAUGCGAAGACCGGGAAAUUUGAGAUUGUUCCCCAAGUUGGUGGAAUGCUGGCCUACUACCUACUUUACGGUAACAAUAUCACCGCCUUCCCCCCAGGAUUCCAAAUGAUCUCCGGAAGCAAUGAACGGCGGAGCUACACAGUCGGCGACCCAAGCAAGCCAGAUCCUGAUAAGUCGCAAUGGGCCGCCCUUGGCCAGACGAAGCAGGAAGACUUGGCUCAGCGUGCAAUUGGAUUCAACUGCCUCAACUACGCAAAGACCCCUGAAGGCACUCUUUACCGCCAUUACCUUCCUGAAAAGGCCUAUCUUGACCAGCACUGCACUGAUGGUAUCAGACUCGAACUCAUGUUCCCAUCCUGCUGGAAGGGCGGCGACGCCACCGACAGCAAGAACCACAAGGACCACAUGGCAUUCCCCGACCUGGUCAUGACUGGUAACUGCCCACCAGGAUACCCAGUUCGAACCCCCAGCAUGCUCUUUGAGACAAUUUGGAACACCUACGCCUUCAAGAACCGCGACGGCAAAUUUGUCUUCUCCAACGGUGACGUUACUGGUUACGGCUACCAUGGAGAUUUCAUGAUGGGUUGGGAUUCCGACUUCCUCCAGCAAGCUGUCAACACCUGCACCAACCCUUCUGGACGCAUUCAGGACUGCCCCCUUUUCAACGUUGUGGAUGAGAGCAAGGCUACAUCAUGCAAGAUGAAGAAAGGUCUCCUAGGUUCCUUGUUUAAGGAGGAUGUACUUGGUCCCAUGGUCAGCUUGCCCGGUGGAGUGAAGGUUGGCGUUGGUAACGAUGAAGACAACCAGCCUGCUACGACCUCGAUCAAACAGGCCCCUACUCUUACUUACCGUCCAGGUGACAAGCCAUCUACUCCCGGCGCUCCUCUUCCUGGCCAAGCUUUCAAGGAGGGCAGCAACUCCUCACCGAAGCCUCAGCCCACCACAACCUCAUACGCUGCGGGGGCGCAAGCCAUUGACACAACACCCGCUCCUCCUCCUCCUGCGUCUCCAUCUGCUCAACCCAGCUAUUUCAGCACAGAGUACAUCACCAAUGGCAACCAGGUUACCAAGAUUCUCUGGGAAGAGAAAUUCGUCACUGUUGUGGAAUACGGCGACUCGCCAGCCCCUACGCCCAAUGCCGGCGCGAACUAUCGACGUCGUCAUGUUCACCGGGGACACGGUCACGGCAAAUUUUAA
This is a messenger RNA of Pochonia chlamydosporia 170, 1461 nucleotides long. RefSeq names its product WSC domain-containing protein. The record is from RefSeq and is a predicted model, not a curated record. NCBI's taxonomy places the organism in Eukaryota, Fungi, Ascomycota, Sordariomycetes, Hypocreales, Clavicipitaceae. The coding region runs from base 1 to 1461 and encodes 486 amino acids. The transcript is spliced from 4 exons.